Molecule: messenger RNA, 2301 nt
Organism: Daldinia loculata
Lineage: Eukaryota; Fungi; Ascomycota; Sordariomycetes; Xylariales; Hypoxylaceae
Product: putative SAC1 protein
Exons: 3
Coding region: 90-2195 (701 amino acids)
Biological process (GO): phosphatidylinositol dephosphorylation
Cellular component (GO): endoplasmic reticulum
Molecular function (GO): phosphatidylinositol-4-phosphate phosphatase activity
Source: RefSeq, a predicted model, not a curated record
UUACAUGUUGAUUUCUCCCUCUAUUCUUCCCAUCUUCCCAUCCUGUUAUGAGUGCGUGCUGAGCAUCACCAUCAUACAGCUAGCUCAUCAUGACGCUCCCCUACCGGGACAUUAAUGUCCACGUAGCAGCAGACUCCUAUACUUUUACAUCGCCCUCCUCCCCUAAUGCCCCGGCUCUUAUUGUUGACCGCCCUACAGGUGAUGUGAGAUUAAGCGAAGCUUCUCACUUCCCUAGCAAGCGUGUCUCUCGUGUUUCUAGUAUACCUGGUAUACUAGGCUUUCUUAGACUUAGACUUGACAAGUAUGUUAUCGUCAUUACAAAGAGCCAGCCCAUGGGCCGCCUUAAGGGCCACAUGGUUUACAAGAUUAUCUCGACCGAGUUUCUCCCUAUGCGCGAGCGACAGAUCCGCGACCCUGAUGAGGACCAGUUCCUAUCGCUUCUCAAGACUUACAUCAUGAAGGGACCCAUGUACUUCUCCUAUUCUCUCGACCUCACGAACAGUUUCCAGAGACAAGCUACUAUGGACAAUUCGAGCCCACUCUGGAUGCGAGCCGACGAUCGUUUCUUCUGGAAUAGAUUUGUGCAAUCAGACCUCAUCAACUAUCGUAGAACAGGCAACCGAUCGCAACCAGGACCCCAACCGGGUGCUGACCCUUAUAUCCUACCAGUUAUAUGGGGAACGCUCGAGAUCCGACCGACUACAUUCAAAAACACACCCCUGACUCUUGUUCUCAUCACUCGUAAAGCAAGACACCGAGCCGGAACCAGAUACUUCACCAGAGGUCUGGAUGAGGAGGGACACGCUGCCAAUUACAACGAAACAGAACAGAUUGUCGUUUUGAAUGACACGGGUCGAGGUCUGGGUGGAUAUGCUGGAAGUACCGAUAUGCAAAGCGGCAAAUACCGUACUUCGGAAGGGGCAGAGACGCAGGUAUUAUCUUACGUCCAAACACGAGGCAGCGUACCUGUAUAUUGGGCUGAAAUAAAUGCGCUCAAAUAUACCCCUAAGCUUCAGGUCAAGGGUAUCGAAACAGCCCUUCCAGCAGCCAAGAAGCACUUUGACGAGCAGAUUCGGAUUUACGGAGACAAUUAUUUAGUAAACCUAGUCAACCAGGGUGGGCGAGAAAAGCGAAUAAAGGAAGCCUACGAACAGAUGGUGCAGAUGCUCGUUUCGUCACCAACAGACAAAGUCAAAGGUGACGCGAUCACUGACGAGAAGUUCCACAUUAUUGAGCCCAGUUCCUCGAAACAGGAAUACGACCGUCUACAUUAUAUCUACUUCGACUACCACCACGAGACCAAGGGCAUGCAGAUGCAUAAGGCCAUGUUACUCGUCGAGCAGCUUCAAGAUGCUCUCAUAAAGCAACAGUACUUCCGCGGUGUAGAUAUGCCCGCUAAUGGUGGUAUCGAAACUAGAAACUUCCAGACCAGCGUUGUUCGGACGAACUGCAUGGACUCUCUCGACCGCACAAACGUUGUUCAGAGCAUGCUGGCGCGAUGGACGCUGGACCGCAUGUUUGUCGACCUUGGUCUGCUCCAGCGAGGCGAGACAUUCGCCACCGCAGACACGGCUUUUGAAUUCCUCUUCCGGAACAUAUGGGCUGAUAACGCCGACACUGUGUCCAAAUCGUAUGCGGGCACUGGCGCUAUGAAGACGGAUAUUACCCGUACAGGCAAACGUACAAAGGCAGGUAUCAUGCAAGAUGGCAACAUUGCCGUUACAAGAUUCUACCUAAACAAUUUCCGAGACGGCCCCAGACAGGACGCCUUCGACCUCUUCCUAGGUGCCUACGAGCCCGCGGCCGCUAACAUCGGCUCCUCGUUUAUAUUUGCGGACCGCAGACCUAUCCUCAUCCAGAGCAUCCCCUACGUUCUUGCCUUCAGCAUAUUUUUCGUCUUCGUAGGCCUCUUCACGAGGCGCCUUCCAGGCUCAACCGUCUGGACUAUUAGGCUCUUCAUCCUAUUCUGGUUGUUGGUCGCCGCCUGGAGUUUCAACUUUGUUAUUAAUAACGGGAUGCUCUACGUCAACUGGCCCAAACUCAACCCGCGACCCUGGGCCACCGAGGGCUACCAGAACACCAUCACCAAGAUCCACAACGACGCGCUGCUCGGCCCGUUCGUAGCUGGACACGAGCGCGGAUUAAGCACCGCCCGCUAUCUCAACGCGGAAGAGGGCAAGAAGAGGAUCGAGUAAGGGGAAAAGGAGGAAAUGCCGAUGGGUUUUAUGUAUUUUUACUUUAUAUUGUCCCUUCGACCCGGUUGGCCCAUUCGACAUUACGCUCUAGCAUAAUUGCAUAAUU